AUGGCCACCGUUCCGGUUCCAGUGGAGCGCAAGCGACUCGACCACAUCACCUCGCGCAAGGAUCUCAAGUUUGCAAAGCGCAUCGUUCUCAAGGCUGGGACUUCCACGAUUGUCACAGAAAGUGGCUUCCCCAGUGUGCGCCGCAUUUCGAAUAUUGCGGAGGAGAUUUUUGCUCUUCGCAGCGAAGGCAAAGAAGUCGUGUUUGUUUCAAGCGGUGCCUGUGGCAUUGGGCGAAAUGUGCUGCGCCGUCAAGAUGUGAUGGUCUGUUCCGCCUUUGACCGCCUGCACCGAAAUUGUCGGCCGUUUUCUUCCAUCGGCAACAACACCU
Messenger RNA from Trypanosoma cruzi, 328 nucleotides. RefSeq names its product pyrroline-5-carboxylate synthetase-like protein, putative. The record is from RefSeq and is a predicted model, not a curated record. Gene Ontology annotation, molecular function: glutamate-5-semialdehyde dehydrogenase (NADP+) activity. The annotation marks the transcript as partial. NCBI's taxonomy places the organism in Eukaryota, Euglenozoa, Kinetoplastea, Trypanosomatida, Trypanosomatidae. The transcript has a single exon.